AGACAUCACCAGGCAGUAACCUCUCUGCAAAUAACAGCAGUGUUUUCCCCUCCCCACGUAGACCAUUCAGACAGUCCAAGCAAAAUUCUUGCUUGAGAAAUUGCCUUUUGCUAAGAAGCUAUUUUGGUUUAUUUUUGACCAUUUUAAAUGUAAAUAUUCACAGUAAGGUACUUCAUUGUACAAUUAUUUGAUAUUUAGAUAACAGCUAGUGAUGGUCUUCAUCAAGACAGUUGUGGCCAUUGAGGGUGUAAGUGUGUCACGUGGCACACAUAUUUUGCCUGUGUUCUUAGCAACAUAUUGUACUGACAUUUAAAAAACUAACUUGCCAUUAUUUCAGUUUAGGUCAGUUUAUGCUGAGUUUACAAUGAAGACAGGUGAUUUGGACAUGUACCCCUAAUUCAGGUGAACUGCAAUGGUCACUUAUUUAUGGACUGGUAGAGAAGCACACCUCGCCUCUGGACCAAUCAAAGGCAAGCUUACAGGUCGAUGAAAUCUCUAACUUUGUAAUUAUAGAGACCUGUAUGAUGACCUUAAAAACCGCGUGUGGAAUGAUCUGCGCCACUCGGGAAACAACUCAUCGACUAAACUCACUUUUUUAGCACUUUAUUUUUGAUAAUUUUUUAUAGAGUAUUUUAUCUUUAAAGAUAAAACGAUGAAAACUACAUAUAAGUAUUUCCCCGUUAUUCUCCUAUGUCUGAGUAUUAACAUAUUCAGCUAUGCGUGGUAUUCACCUGUGGAUGUAUAUGACAAAGUGGUGGAGCUCGUGUCGCCAGGAGAGGAAUACCUGGAUGAAAUGUCAGUUCGCUCCUUUUUCAAACUGUUAGAGAAGCGUGUGCAGUGCCCUGGUGUAUCGUGUGAAAAGUGCCUCUCUGUGCAGUCAGUAGACCAGCUGGUGGGUAACUUUACCAGCACUGGUGGUCUCCUUCACAACGAGGGCUUCUUCAGAGUAGCGGCAGGAUGCCACCUCUACCUCAGCUCUCCCACCGAGGCCUGCUCUGCCGUGAAGGCAGGGAGGUGGGGGGAUGAGACGGACCACCUCAUCCAGGAAAUCACAGGCCAUGACCACCUCAUCCAGGAAAUCACAGGCCAUGACCACCACGUACACAGGCACAGGGAUGGGCAUGGACACGGAGACAUGGAGAGCAGUGGGAUAGAGACUCUGCUCCGAAACAUGGAGAAGCACUACAAGCCUGAUCAGCAGUACGACCAGCACUGUCUCACUGGUCAAGACAUCUUAGAGGAGAGCAGCGCGUCAACUAGUGAUGGUGACCCUCACAACACAGAUGUGGUGUUUGGAUACAUAGUUUACCAUGCUUUACGAGGUGACUGCAUGACAGCCAGAGCACUACCUGAAGAAGAGUAUUUUUUGGAUUUCAUACUCAACCGCUUCGGCUCUGACAACAUCACUAUUCAUGAGCUGGAAGGUAUUAUGAAGAGCUUGCAACUGGGUGGAAUCCACGAAGAGGAACACGAUCAUGAACAUGGAGAUCAAGAUGGACACAACAAUGACCAUGGUCAUAAUGAUCAUAGUCACCACAGUGCCGCUAGCGGGGGUCGAGGUGCUCAGAGUGGUUGGGGGGGUCGAGGUGGAAGUGCAGCCUUCAGGCAGAGUCACGAGGAGGGGUACCACCAGAGGAACAUCAGCAGCUGGGACCUGACAUGUUUCAGCCCAGAGGAACUGGUAAAGAUCCAUGGGCUGAAUGGAUCUAGCCUGUCCAGGUAUGACGUGGCCUGGCUUAGCCCAGCCCUGGUCCAGCAGAUCCUCAGUGGGGCCUGCAACAGCACCUCUCCCCCCACUGGACCAUCAGACCAGCUCAGCACCAUAGAGAAGUAUGUGUAUGCCACCAUCGCCAAUCUUCUGAUCUGUCUGGCCGCUGUGUUUGGCGUUGUGGUGCUGCUGUGUACUUCCUGUAGUAGUGUCUUCCAGCUCAUCAUCCAGUUCUGUGUCAGCCUGGCCGUGGGCUCCCUCACUGGGGACGCCCUGUUGCACCUCCUGCCUAUGUUCCUAGGCCUCCAUGUUCACAGUGAAGGAACAGACCACAGCCACUCAGAGGAGGUUCCAGACUACAUCUAUAAGAUACUGGUGCUGAUGGCUGGCAUCUACUGCUUCUAUCUCAUGGAGACUAUUUUCUCCAUCAUCACCACGCACCAUGCUCCGCAUCACCAUGGGGUGGAGUCUGAGCCCCAUCACUGUGACCAUGGUAAAGUCGUGGAGAUGUACCUGCAGGACAAAAAGAACAAGCAGUCUGUAUCACAGACAGACCUGGUUGAUAGCAAUGACACAGAGAAAGCCUUUCCAGAACAAAACCAACACUCAAGAGAACAGCGUCUGCUACCCUACAUGGUUACCAUAGGGGACGGGAUACAUAACUUUGCCGAUGGCCUGGCUAUCGGAGCGGCCUUUUCUGUUUCCUGGAAGUCAGGUCUUGCCACGUCUCUGGCUGUGUUCUGUCAUGAGCUGCCUCACGAACUGGGUGACUUCGCUAUCCUGCUGCACAGCGGGGUGUCAGUGAAGAAGGCCUUGAUGCUGAACGUGGCCAGUGCCCUCACAUCCUUCAUCGGUCUCUACAUCGCCCUCACCAUCUCUACUGACCUGGCCACCAAGCAGUGGAUCGCUGCCAUCACCUCUGGUCUCUUCCUGUACGUGGGUCUGGCUGAUAUGCUCCCCACCAUGGUCCAUGUGGACAACCGUAGGCCCUGGCUCAUGUUCCUGCUGCAGAAUGUAGGACUGCUGUCUGGCUGGGGCAUCCUGCUCCUCCUCUCUCUAUAUGAGGAUAGAAUUGGCUUCUAGAACCUCCCAUUCCUAACACUGUACAGUACAAUACAAUUACAAAUGACACUAUGUAGGCUAUGCUAUAUUUAAUCUGUUUUACUGUGUCUGUAACACGCUUGGUAUUUCUAUAUGAUACAAUGUUUCCUGACGUGACUUUUCUCGAUGUUAUACACAGUAUGAGCAUACAGGCUAGUUCUGGUGCAUCUUAUGCAUCUAACACAUAAAAGUAUAAUCUGUUGGUGUUCUGUGUGGACGCAUCCUGUCGUAGGUGCUAAUGUUACUAUUUGAAGGGAUAUCAUCUGAAUGUGAUUAGUUCAAACUGUAAUUUAUACAACCUAUAUUUAUAAUGGGACUCACGUGUCCUCAGGCUACUUCCUCUCUAAUUGUCACACCUUUUGUAUUAACCUCAUGUACAGUGUCUUCAGAAAGUAUUCACACCCCUUGACUUUUUACACAUUUUGUUGAGUUAACGCCUGAAUUGAAAAUGGAUUCAAAUGAUAUCUUGUGUCACUGGCUUAUAAGAAAUACCCCAUCAUGUCAAAGGGGAAUUAUGUUUUUAGAAAUGUUUACAAAUUAAUUACAAAUUAAAAGCUGAAAUAUCUUGAGUCAAUAAG
Messenger RNA from Oncorhynchus kisutch (coho salmon), 3387 nucleotides. Its product is annotated as zinc transporter ZIP4. The transcript is spliced from 12 exons. Gene Ontology annotation, cellular component: plasma membrane. Gene Ontology annotation, biological process: zinc ion import across plasma membrane; intracellular monoatomic cation homeostasis. NCBI's taxonomy places the organism in Eukaryota, Metazoa, Chordata, Actinopteri, Salmoniformes, Salmonidae. Gene Ontology annotation, molecular function: zinc ion transmembrane transporter activity; monoatomic cation:bicarbonate symporter activity. The record is from RefSeq and is a predicted model, not a curated record. Bases 653 to 2791 code for a protein of 712 amino acids.